Messenger RNA from Protobothrops mucrosquamatus (brown spotted pit viper), 2278 nucleotides. RefSeq names its product zinc finger protein 420-like. Gene Ontology annotation, biological process: negative regulation of transcription by RNA polymerase II. Gene Ontology annotation, molecular function: DNA-binding transcription repressor activity, RNA polymerase II-specific. NCBI's taxonomy places the organism in Eukaryota, Metazoa, Chordata, Lepidosauria, Squamata, Viperidae. The transcript is spliced from 5 exons. The record is from RefSeq and is a predicted model, not a curated record. Bases 1 to 2262 code for a protein of 753 amino acids.
AUGCUGGACCUGGUGGUGCUGGAGCAGCUGCUGGCCCUGCUGCCCGCGGAGAUGGCGAGCUGGCUGAGGGAGUGCGGAGCCGAGAGCUGUUCGCAGGCGGUGGCCCUGGCCGAAGGCUUCCUCCUCAGCCAAGCCCAGCGGGAAGAGCCGGGAAAGGGGCAGAGUUCUAAUCCCUUUGAGAAGGUGACUGUGGACUUCACAGAUGAGGAGUGGAGGCUGCUAGAUUCUGGGCAGAAGGCCUUCUGCAGAGAAGUCAUGCAGGAGGUUUCUAUCAAUAUGGCUGCUCUGGAUGAUGUGUCUGUGAAUGAGAACGAUAAGGAGGCAAGGUUAAAUCUACUCGAAAUAGAGAAGAACGAAGUAAAAAGUUUCAUUAGAAACAGUAAUCGUAUUUGUCACCAAAAGAUCCACUCCUAUAAAUGCAUGGAAUGUGGAAAGAGUUUCAGUAGGAAAAGUAAACUUAUUUGCCACCAAAGGGUCCACACUGGGAAGCGACCAUAUAAAUGCAUGGAAUGUGGAAAGAGCUUUAUUCAGAAAGGACAUCUUAAUCGUCACAAAAGGAUCCACACUGGGGACAGACCGUAUAAAUGCAUGGAAUGUGGAAAGAGCUUUACCCAGAAAGGAGAUCUUCAUCGUCACAAAAACAUCCACACUGGGGACAGACCAUAUAAAUGCAUGGAAUGUGGAAAGACCUUUACCUGGAAAGCAAGUCUUAAUCGUCACAAAAGGAUCCACACUGGGGACAGUCCGUAUAAAUGCAUGGAAUGUGGCAAGAGCUUUACCCGGAAAGCAUACCUUAAUAGUCACAAAAGGAUCCACACUGGGGACAGACCAUAUAAAUGCAUGGAAAAUGGAAUGACCUUUAUCUGGAAAGGACAACUUAAGAGUCACAAAAGGAUCCACACUGGGGACAGACCGUAUAAAUGCAUGGAAUGUGGAAAGAGUUUCAUUAUAAACAGUAAUCGGAUUUGUCACCAAAAGACCCACACUGGGAAGCGACCGUAUAAAUGCAUGGAAUGUGGAAGGACCUUUAACCCGAAAGGACAUCUUAAUCAUCACAAAAGGAUCCACACUGGGGACAGACCGUAUAAAUGCAUCGAAUGUGGAAAGAGCUUUAUUCAGAAAAGUAAUUUUAAUCGCCAUCAAAAAAUCCACACUGGGGAGAGACCAUAUAAAUGCAUGGAAUGUGGAAAGACCUUUAUCCAGAAAGGACAUGUUAGUCUUCAUCAACGGAUUCAUACUGGGGAGAGACCGUAUAAAUGCACGAAAUGUGGAAAGAGUUUCAUUAGCAACAAUAAUCUUAAUCGCCAUCAAAAGAUUCACAUUGGGGAGCGAUCAUAUAAAUGCAUGGAAUGUGGAAAGACCUUUAUCCAGAAAGGACAUCUUAAUCUUCAUAAAAGGAUCCAUACUGGGGAGAGACUAUAUAAAUGCACAGAAUGUGGAAAAUGUUUCAUUAGCAACAAUAAACUUAAUAGCCACCAAAAGAUUCAUACCACAAAGAGACCACAUAAAUGCAUGAAAUGUGGAAUGACCUUUACAUGGAAAGAACAUCUUAAUCUCCACCGAAAGAACCACACAGGGGAGAGACCAUAUAAAUGUAUGGAAUGUGGAAAGACCUUUAUCCAGAAAGGACAUCUUAAUCUUCAUCAAAGGAUACAUACUGGGGAGAGACCAUGUAAAUGCAUGGAAUGUGGAAUGACCUUUAUCCAGGAAGGACAUCUUAAUCUUCAUCAAAGAAUCCAUACUCAGGAGAGACCAUAUAAAUGCAUGGAAUGUGGAAAGAGCUUUAUCCAGAAUGGAGAUCUUAAUCGUCACAAAUGGAUCCACACUCUGGACAGACCGUUUAAAUGCACGGAAUGUGGAAAGAGUUUCAUUAGCAACAGUAAUCUUAUUUGCCACCAACGGAACCACACCGGGGAGCGACCAUAUAAAUGUAUGGAAUGUGGAAAGACCUUUACCCGGAAAGGAUAUCUUAAUCUUCAUGAAAGGAUCCACACUGGGGAGAAACCGUAUAAAUGCAUGGAAUGUGGAAAGAGCUUUACUCAGAAAGAAAAACUUAAUUGUCACGAAAGGAUCCACACAGGAGAGAGACCUUAUAAAUGCAUGGUGUGUGGAAAGAGCUUCAUUAGCAACAAUAAACUUAAUCGCCACCAAAAGAUUCACAUUGGGGAGCAAUCAUAUAAAUGCAUGGAAUGUGGAAGGACCUUCACCCGAAAAGGAUAUCUUAAUCUUCAUGAAAGGACGCACACUGGAGAGAGAGCAUAAAUUCAUGGAAUGUGGA